AUGUUGCGCAGAAAGUACUGCAUCGUGAUUUACGUUUCGGUAGUGCUAUUUCCGCCCCAGUGGGGCCUCUGGGGGCCUUACCUGGAUGGGCGCCUUACCUCGGGGACGCCCGCAGCACCUGGAGCUGCCUCCCCUGCCUGCCGCGCGCCCACCUCGCGCGCAAUCGCCAGCUCUCCGCUCGGCUCUCACGGUCAAGUCCGGGGCUGCGGGCCAGGAAGGAGGAGGAGCGGCCGAGAGGCUGCCCCGGCGCUGCGCCGCGGGGCUGGGAACACGCCGACCGCCCAGCGUCUUUGCCCCGAGCGCCUCCCGCUUCCUCUGAGCUUGCCCGCUGGCCCCUCCCUCCACCUCCGUGCAACGCCCCCUCGACACCCCCAGCUCCACACCUCCCACCCGCACCCCGCCCACGCAGCCCCUGAACUCGCGCAUCCCUUCCCGCUCCACGGGCCGCACCCACCUGCCCCGUGGACGCGCCCCCGGACUCGCCCCCUGGGCACGCCGCCCAGGACUGAGGGACAACGCGCAGUGGAUCGGGAGGGGACGAGGGCGGGACCUGCGCCACUUCUUCCCUCGCGCGGGGCCACGGCCAAAGCCUUGGUGGGAGAGACGACGGCGCGCCGGGACCCGACAGAGUCCAGAGGGGCGCGUGGGCGCGGCCAGACUCCCUGCCGCGCGCCCAGCCCUCGGCGCGCUCCGAACGACUGGCCCCAGAGCCCACCGGACCACCCGCCGGAUCGGCGCUCACCCCGGGGCUCCGAGUGGUCGAUCACCAUGCACCCAGGGCCGCCGAGGCCGCUCACGCUCAAGCUCCUGCCGCUGCUGCUGGUGCUGCUGGUGACGCGCGCGGCCGGCAAGUUGUUAUUGUUGUUGUUGUUGUUGUUGUUAGCGCCAUCAAAAUUCAGGGGAUGCAUCUGUAAAGACAAAGGCCAGUGCUUCUGCAGUGGAGUCAAAGGGGCGAAGGGGGAGAGAGGAUUCCCCGGACCCCCUGGUGCUCCGGGCCAGAAAGGAUUCCCAGGGCCUGAGGGCUUGCCUGGACCACAGGGACCCAAGGGUUCUCCAGGGCUCCACGGACUCGACGGCCCCAAAGGCAUCAGGGGAAUUACUGGCUUGCCAGGGUUUUCAGGCCCUCCCGGACUUCCAGGCACCCCAGGGCAUCCUGGGCCUUAUGGGCUUCCUGGUUUGCCUGGCUGCAAUGGUUCCAAGGGUGAGCCAGGUUUUCCAGGACUUCCGGGGACACCAGGCUACCCAGGGAUCAUGGGUCCUGUUGGUUUGAAAGGAGAAAAGGGUGCCCCAGCUCAAGUAAAAGAUGUCAAAAUGGAUGGAAAGGGGGACCCUGGUUUACCAGGAACUCCAGGCUUCCAGGGUUUGCCAGGCCCUCCCGGUUUUCCUGGACCUAUUGGUCCCCCCGGCCCUCCAGGCUUCCUUGGCUUUCCUGGAACCAUGGGCCCUCCAGGACCUAAGGGCCACAUGGGUGACAACAUGAUAGGACCAAAAGGAGACCGGGGUGUGAAAGGAUUAACAGGACCCCCUGGACCACCUGGAGCAGUUAUUGUGACCCUCAGUGCCCCGAUCAACAGAACGGCUCUGAAGGGAGAGAAAGGAGAGAAAGGAGCAGCAGGUGAAGCCGGGCCCCCGGGACCACAGGGACCACCUGGAGAAUCCUAUGGAUCUGAAAAAGGCCCUCCUGGAGACCCUGGCCGGCAGGGUAAGCCUGGAAAAGAUGGUGCCCCCGGCUUUCCUGGCACUCAGGGAGCCAAGGGUGACAGAGGCUUCCCUGGGUUAACUGGAGAAUACGGCUUAAAGGGGUGGAAAGGGGAUGUGGGCCCUCCAGGAUUCCGUGGUCCAACAGAAUAUUACGAUGUGCAUGUGGAAAAGGGGGAUGAAGGAAGGCCCGGCCCACCGGGGCGCAAGGGAGCUCAAGGCCCGCAGGGUCCCAUUGGCCCUCCUGGACUUCCUGGGAGCCCUGGGGCUUCUCACCCUGGCCUGAGAGGAGGCCCUGGACCACCGGGUGUGAAAGGAAGCAAAGGAGAGCGAGGACCACCAGGAGAGAAUGUCGUGGGGCCCCCUGGGUCAAAGGGCUGUCCUGGUUACCCAGGCCCUCCCGGGCUGCCAGGUCCUCCAGGACCCCCAGGUGACAUUGUUUUCUGCAAGGGUCCUCCCGGAGAACGUGGGAUUCCUGGUCCUCUCGGGCCUCCAGGAAGCCCAGGACUUGAAGGACCCAAAGGGGAACCGGGCUUCCUGUGCACACAGUGUCCUUCUAUCCCAGGGCCCCCAGGGCUUCCGGGAUUGCCAGGACUCGAUGGCGUCAAAGGAAUCCCAGGACGACGAGGUGCAACUGGCCUGAAAGGAAGUCCCGGGUCCCCAGGAAGUCCAGGUCUCCCAGGAUUCACGGGAUUCCCAGGAGCUCCAGGGGACCCAGGACAUAAAGGAGAAAAAGGUGAACCACCUCAGCCAGUGGGGCAGACAGGUGCCCCAGGAGACCCUGGGGUCAGAGGUCCUCCGGGCAGAAAGGGCUUGGACGGAAUGCCUGGGAUGCCCGGCGCCAAAGGAAUCCCAGGACCUAAAGGUCAACCGGCCCUGAGUGGUGAGAAGGGGGACCGGGGUCCUCCUGGGGAUCCUGGCACCCCAGGGCCUCCAGGACCUAUGGGACCAGCUGGACUCCCUGACUCUGGACCCCCAGGAGAGCCGGGCCCGACGGGCGAGCAUGGAGUCCCAGGGGCCCUCGGACUGCCAGGAGAAGUCGGUCCUAAAGGAGAAGCUGGUGUUUCCACACCUGUCCCAGGCCCCCCAGGACCUCCAGGACCCCCUGGCCGGUCUGGCCCCCGAGGCCCACCUGGUAUCCCGGGACCCAGGGGAAAGUGUGAUCCAGGUCUACCUGGACCUGAUGGUGAACCAGGAAUUCCAGGAAUUGGAUUCCCUGGACUGCCCGGACCUAAAGGAGAUCGAGGUUUACCAGGGCCAAAGGGAUCACCAGGCUGUCCUGGAGAAAUGGGGAAGCCUGGGUUACCAGGAAAGCCAGGCCUUCCAGGAGCCAAGGGAGAACCAGGCCUAGCCAUGCCUGGAGAACCUGGUAAACCAGGCUUUCCUGGAGAAAGAGGCAAUGCUGGGGACAGUGGAGAAAUUGGACUUCCUGGACUUCGUGGUCUCCCUGGAAUCCCAGGAAAGCAAGGAUUUGAUGGACCUGCAGGAGACCCUGGACAGCCUGGAGCACCUGGGGAGAAAGGACCCCCAGGAAGGUGCAUGGAGGGUCCCAGGGGACCUCAAGGACUUCCUGGCUUAAAUGGGCUGAAAGGACAACAAGGAAGAAGAGGUGAACCAGGUUCAAAGGGAGACCCAGGUAUUCCAGGUUUGGAUAGGUUGGGACAUCCUGGAGAACCUGGGCCACCAGGAAUGCCUGGUCAUCGAGGUGAGAUGGGACCACCUGGUCAAAAAGGAUAUCCCGGGAAUCCAGGAUUUCCAGGACCACCAGGGCAAAAAGGAAUGCCAGGAAUGAUGGGUUUUCCUGGAAUUAUUGGACCCCCAGGACUUCCUGGGAACCCAGGAGACCGAGGACAACAGGGUAGCCUUGGAAUUCCAGGAAGAAAAGGCGAGAAAGGACCUCCAGGAGUCAAAGGGGAGCAGGGUGAUAAAGGAAUUCCUGGGUCCUCUCGGAUCACCCAGUUACUGGGUGACAAAGGAGAACCAGGUCUCAAAGGAAUUGCAGGACACCCCGGUCCAAAAGGCAACCCAGGUGUUCCAGGGAUACCUGGCUUAAAAGGUCUCCAAGGGCUGCCAGGACCCCCAGGACCCCCAGGUCUCAGAGGAGACCCAGGCAGCAUUGGGAAUCCUGGGGAGGCAGGGCCACGUGGCAUGCCAGGAAGCAUGGGGAACAUGGGAAUGCCAGGCCCCAAAGGAAAUAAAGGGAGUCUGGGAUUCCCAGGUCUAGCCGGAAGACCAGGCGUUCCAGGUGUGCCUGGUCCCCAAGGAGACAAGGGAGAGGCGGGUUAUUCAGAAGGUGCACAUCCAGGACCGCAGGGACCAAAGGGCGAUCCAGGUUUGCCAGGUGACAUGGGAGAGAAAGGAGAACGAGGGUCCCCCGGCCCACCUGGACACUCAGGGCCUGCUGGUCCCCAGGGCAUCCCUGGUCAUCCCGGAAGUCCCGGCCUCCCAGGAACACCGGGUCCCGCUGGUGAUGUGGGAUUUAAAGGCGUCAAAGGCUUUCCUGGCUCUCCAGGAGCGAAAGGCCCCCCAGGCCCCCCAGGAUUCCCAGGACCUCCUGGACCCGUGGGUGUGAGAGGUAGCCAAGGCCGCGAUGGAAUUCCUGGUCCACCUGGAGAAAAGGGAGAAUCGGGUUUGCUGGGGGCACAUAUGGGGCCGAAAGGGAGCCCAGGUGCUAAAGGAGCCAAAGGAGACAGAGGAGCCCCGGGUUUGCCCGGCUUGCCAGGCAGGAAAGGAGCAGUGGGCGAUGUGGGGCCUCGAGGACCCCCUGGUACAACAGGAUUCCCAGGGCCACCAGGUUCCCCAGGUGCAAUCAUUCCUGGCCAGAAAGGAAACCGAGGCCCACCAGGCUCACGAGGAGCCCCAGGUGAACCUGGCCCACCUGGACCUCCAGGGAGUCCCGUAAAAGGCAUAAAGGGAGACAAAGGAUUUAUGGGCUUGCCUGGCCCCAGAGGUCUGCCUGGAACCGUGGGUGACAAAGGGCCCCCAGGUCAUCCGGGACCGCCAGGUGCCCGCGGUCUGCCAGGACUCAGAGGCGAUCCUGGGUUCCGUGGAUUUCCUGGAAUGCAAGGAGAGAAGGGUGAUCCAGGAUUUCUGGGACUAGCUGGGCCUCCAGGACCAAUUGGGCCUCCUGGACCACCUGGCGCACGUGGAGACCCUGGCACACUCAAGAUCAUCUCCCUUCCAGGAAGCCCAGGGCCCCCUGGCCCACCGGGAGGACCUGGGAUGCAAGGAGAACCUGGCCCACCAGGGCCACCAGGAAGCCCAGGACCCUGUGGGCCAGCAGGCGUGCCAGGCACGGACGGAAAGCCUGGGACUCCAGGACCAGCUGGAGAAACAGGCGACAAAGGUGCUAAAGGAGAGAAAGGGCCACCUGGGUCAGCUGGACUGCCAGGUUUAAAGGGGCGACAAGGAGACAUGGGACCACCUGCAACCAGGACAGUCCCGAGGGGCUUUAUCUUCACUCGACACAGCCAGACCACGGCCCCUCCUUCAUGCCCGGCAGGGACACAGACGCUCUACAGCGGCUUUUCUCUCCUUUUUGUACAAGGAAAUGAACGCGCCCACGGACAAGACCUUGGAACCCUUGGCAGCUGCCUGCAGCGCUUUACCACAAUGCCCUUCUUAUUCUGUAACGUCAAUAAUGUGUGCAAUUUUGCAUCUCGCAAUGAUUACUCGUACUGGCUGUCCACACCGGCCCUGAUGCCAAUGGACAUGGCUCCGGUUACUGGAAGGGCCCUGGAGCCUUACAUCAGCAGGUGUACUGUCUGUGAAGGCCCUACGAUCGCCAUAGCCAUUCACAGCCAAACCACUGCCGUUCCCCCGUGUCCCCAGGGCUGGAUGUCUCUCUGGAGAGGAUUUUCUUUCGUAAUGUUCACAAGCGCAGGCUCAGAGGGCGCUGGGCAAGCCUUGGCUUCUCCCGGCUCCUGCCUGGAAGAAUUCCGAGCAAGUCCCUUUCUAGAAUGUCAUGGAAGAGGAACGUGCAACUACUAUUCAAAUUCUUACAGUUUCUGGCUGGCUGCUUUAAACCCCAAAAGAAUGUUCAGAAAACCUAUCCCAUCAACUGUGAAAGCCGGGGAGUUAGAAAACAUAAUAAGUCGUUGCCAGGUGUGCAUGAAGAGAAACCCGUGA
Messenger RNA from Elephantulus edwardii (Cape elephant shrew), 5826 nucleotides. It is a transcript of the gene COL4A3, whose product is annotated as collagen, type IV, alpha 3 (Goodpasture antigen). Bases 1 to 5826 code for a protein of 1941 amino acids. The record is from RefSeq and is a predicted model, not a curated record. Gene Ontology annotation, molecular function: extracellular matrix structural constituent. The transcript is spliced from 55 exons. NCBI's taxonomy places the organism in Eukaryota, Metazoa, Chordata, Mammalia, Macroscelidea, Macroscelididae. Gene Ontology annotation, cellular component: basement membrane; collagen trimer.